AAUGUCGCAAACAGAUCACCGUUGCUACUGUCAGCUGAUGUCAGUGUCAGAUAUUUGUAUAAUUGCGAUAAUUUUUGCGGAGUGAAACCAUCAAGAGGAGAACUGGUUAUUUGAUCCACGUUAAACGAGUUUAGUAGUUGGAAAUCAUCAGGUAUUGAGUGCCAGUGUUUGUGAACAGUUUUGUGGCGGGUUCAAUUAGUUGUGUUGUGUAAACAGCUGAAUAUGGAUUUUUCUACCUAUUGAUUCCCCUUUUCUGAGGUGCGAUUCAUGGACAGCUCACAGAGGAAGAACUUUUCUCAAAUUUAGAUCGGAAGAUGUCGAGUCCUAAACGAAUCAAACUGGCUGCUAACCGGCAGACUUCAAGAGGAAUGCAUCCGGUCCUACCUGGUGAGCUUAUGGAAGACACUCCUCUGGUGGAUGUGUUUGUAGGCAAAAUUAAAGACCCCAAAACUACCUCAAAAGUAGUUCUGAGUUUGAACUCUUGCCUGCCUGUUGCUGAACUGACUCACUUGAAGAGAGUCAGAUGCGGCGAAGUUUUGCUGUUUCCCGCCGAUAGUUUUGCUCUGGAUCAAGUGCAUGAGUUUCUCAAAGCCAAAGGCUUUGACGUCCAAUUAUUGAGUAAAGAAGUGCGGAUAGUCUCUGUGGCCAGAAUAGCGCCUAAAACCAAGAAGCAACACACCAAAGUGCAUGCGUUUUGGCCCUGUAAUUUCCACAGCGAUAAAUACAUAGAGAAAUUGUCUACCAACACUCUUUACACCAGCACUGAAAUCGCCCAGCAUGAAAACUACAUGAAAAUGGCCAUUUUGGUGGCCACUACUGCGGCCAAAUUGAGCUUAAGCCGCCAACUUCUGGGAGUUGUGAUAGUGGAUCCGAAAAUUCCCUCCGUAGUUGCUUUGGGGUUUUCUGAGGCUCACGAAAACCCUUGCAGACAUGCCCCGAUGGUAGCAAUAGACAAUGUGGCGAAAACCCAAAACGGCGGUGUUUCGACUUCGUAUGAACCACCGCAGGACAAAUCUGCUCUCAAUCUGAGCGGUUUUCAUCCACAGUUGCUUUCAGUGAUCAAGGCAACAUUUCCCAAUGAAAGCCUGGGAUCGUCAUGGUUCAAAGGGAAGAGUGCGCUUGAGGAACCGUCCGAUGGUCCCUAUUUGUGUACGAAUUAUUAUGCCUACUCUACACAUGAACCGUGUGUAAUGUGCGCGAUGGCCUUAGUUCAUAGUCGAGUGAAACGAGUGUUUUAUGGGGUGAAAAGCUCUAAUGGGGGGCUGGGAACUUUGUGUAAAGUUCACGCAGUUAAGGACUUGAACCAUCAUUAUGAAGUGUUUGCUGAAUUGUGUCUAGACGAAUGUAAGGCCUUGUAGUACAAGAGUGAACCGCUUGUAAAUCUGGUCGACUCAUUUGCCAGUGCACAGCAAUAAUAAGUUAAACAAAUUCUCCCAAAUCAUCCAAAUCUAUCCGACAAUACCUUCGUUAUCACGUGCGUGCGUAUUAAAUAAGGUCGUGUUAAGUCAUUCAGUCAAUAUUACGUUCUGGCUAAUUUAUUGUGUUAUUAUUUAGUGUUUUCACCAACUCCAAACGGUUUUUAGUUCGUCUUUUGAUGGACCAAAUGUAUUUAUCAUGUAUUACACCAUUGACAAAUU
This is a messenger RNA of Dendroctonus ponderosae (mountain pine beetle), 1637 nucleotides long. Its product is annotated as probable inactive tRNA-specific adenosine deaminase-like protein 3. The coding region runs from base 315 to 1358 and encodes 347 amino acids. Gene Ontology annotation, cellular component: nucleus; cytoplasm. The transcript has 2 exons. The record is from RefSeq and is a predicted model, not a curated record. NCBI's taxonomy places the organism in Eukaryota, Metazoa, Arthropoda, Insecta, Coleoptera, Curculionidae. Gene Ontology annotation, molecular function: tRNA-specific adenosine-34 deaminase activity.